AUGUCAGAACAGAAGGCACUCUUCCUCACGUCCAGACGAGGCCCCUUUGCGAUAGGGACCGCGCCCAUACCGAAGCCCGGUCGUGGACAGCUCCUGGUCAAGAUUGAGGCAACGGCGCUCAAUCCUGUCGAUUGGAAGAUUCAAGCAUAUGAGAUCUUCAUUGAUGACUUCCCUGCGGUCCUCGGCACGGACAUCGCAGGAACGGUGGAGGAAUUGGGCGAGGGUGUGACGGGGUUUGUCAAAGGAGACAGAGUUCUUUCUCAGGGGUUGUAUGGUGACAACGAGCAAUGCAGCUUCCAGCAAUAUACUUUGACCAAUGCAGUCGUCACGGCUAAAAUACCGGAUAAUGUGUCGUUCGGUCAAGCAGCUACGGUUCCGCUGGGUCUGGCUACGGCCGCAAUUGGCCUGUUCAAUCGCAAGGCUAAGACAGGGAGCGUCGGGCUAUAUCCUCCAUGGGAGGAGGGCGGAGAGGGGAAGUACAAAGGCAAACCCAUUGUCAUUCUCGGAGGGGCAAGUUCUGUGGGUCAAUACGGUGUGCAAAACCUGGCAAAAUACGCGGGUUUCUCCCCUAUCAUCUCGACUGCGUCGCUAUGGCACACCGGGUGGCUCAAAGACAGGGGCGCGACACACCUCGUCGACCGCCAUCUCCAUAGAAGUAUUACGCUUGCUGAGAUAGGGCUCAUCACCGAAGAGCCGAUCGAGGUGGUGUUUGACGCGGUCUCGGAGACAGGCACACAGACUCUAGGAUACAGUCUGCUCGCUCCCGGAGGCUGUCUCCUAACUACCUUGCCAACAGCAGUGGAUCAAGAGGUUGUGAAGAUUACUCCAGAGAGGCGAAUUGAAGAAGUUUACGGUAACGUGAAUGUGGCCGAGAGUCGAGAAUUGGGUAUUAGCUUGUAUUCAAAGCUCACGGAACUACUAGCGAAGGAGGUCAUCCGGCCGAAUCGCGUCAAAGCGUUGCCGAAUGGGUUGGAGGGCAUCAUCUCGGGAUUGCAGGAACUGAGAAAGGGCGUUAGCGGCAUCAAGCUGGUUGCAUUCCCUCAAGAAACAAAGAUCCGAGGAACAGCGGUGAUCCGGAAGUAA
This is a messenger RNA of Laetiporus sulphureus 93-53, 1083 nucleotides long. RefSeq names its product GroES-like protein. Lineage: Eukaryota; Fungi; Basidiomycota; Agaricomycetes; Polyporales; Laetiporaceae. The record is from RefSeq and is a predicted model, not a curated record. The coding region runs from base 1 to 1083 and encodes 360 amino acids. The transcript has 5 exons. Gene Ontology annotation, molecular function: oxidoreductase activity, acting on NAD(P)H.